This is a messenger RNA of Rhincodon typus (whale shark), 3016 nucleotides long. Its product is annotated as tetratricopeptide repeat protein 1-like. NCBI's taxonomy places the organism in Eukaryota, Metazoa, Chordata, Chondrichthyes, Orectolobiformes, Rhincodontidae. The transcript is spliced from 6 exons. The record is from RefSeq and is a predicted model, not a curated record. The coding region runs from base 120 to 809 and encodes 229 amino acids.
CGGCAUCCCUCUAGGCAGCACCCACUCAUUUCGAUUGGAUGGCGUGGCCGGAGGUUGUUGAGAUCGUUUCCGCCGGACAGGUUCAUGCGCAGUUAUUGAGGAGAGGAGGAGAACUGUAAAUGGAUCGGGAAUCAGAAGACACCAAACUUUCUGAGAGAGUGGGCACUGCUCUAAAAGUUUCAGAUGGUGAAGGAGAGACACAGAAACCAUUGUCAGGGCAUUUAAGUUGUGAGUCAACUUCACACAGGCUAACACCUAUGGAGCGUGAAACUUUAGGAGCCAUUGGUAAUGCUGAGAAGCAACGAUCUGCUCACAUUGUUGAUGACGAAGAGACGACAGAAGAGCGCUUCUUUGAAUGUAGAGAAUCACUGGAGACUGAUGGUUUUGUGGACACAGAAGAUGAUGUAACACAUUUAGAGCUGGAGGAUGAUUCUGAAAUAAAAGAAACCAAAAAGUUUGAGUUAGAUGAAGAAUAUUUAAGAGAACUGGAAAAAGAUAUGCCUGAAGAAGAAAAAAAGCGAAGGCAAGAGGCGAGUCUAACAUUGAAAGAAGUAGGAAAUGGCCAGUUUAAAAAAGGAGUGGAUAUAGACCCAACUAUUUCUAUGUACCUUCAUAAGCGAUUACCACAACAGAUUGAAGAAAGAAAUGAGAAAAUGAAAGAAGAAAUGCUAGGCAAGCUGAAAGAUCUUGGCAACAUGGUUCUGCGACCCUUUGGCCUGUCCACUGAAAACUUCCUGUUAAACAAGGAUCCCAACUCUGGCUCGUACUCUAUCAACUUUGUGCAGAAUCCAAAUAACAAUAAUAGAUAAUGCUUAAUUUGGAAAACGGCUCAGUGCAAGGAUAUGCUGUAAAAAAAGUUAUAUAAAAGUAUUGCUUUUCUAGGCAUACAAGAAACUGAUCUGUUCCAAUUUUUGCUAUAAAAUAGCAAGCAUUUGUUUACAAUUAGAAUCUGCACAGGUUUCAAGACACUCUGUUUGAGCUGCUUGAUGAAAGUAAAAGCCAGCAGUGAAACCAUAAGUUUUAUUUUGUCAUUACAUCUGGAUAAGUGUUAGCCUAAGUGUGACAUAGUGUUAAUGAGCAAAAACAAUUCAUCAGUUAAGUUGCCAUGUUACCACUAGGUAAAUUUUUUGUUUGCCAUGGACAUUUAAAAUUUGCAAACUGCUGAAGCUUGAUGUUUAGCUUAAUACUGUUGAUCAUGCUGAAUAUAUUAAUAUUGCCCAUUGCCUUACUUUCUGUAGAUUUAAGAAAUUGUUUGAAUAUGAUUCAGCAUGAUUCAGAGAACUUCCUGGAAAUAAAAAUAUCAAAAUUGUGGAUUUUUUUCCCCAUGAAUCCAGUAUUGUUUCAAUAUGCAUUUGGAAUUAACUUGGAGCAGUUGGUCUUGACAUAACUUCAUGAAGCUUAACCAUCGAGAUGGAUUUUAAAGAGCAUUUGUUUUUCAUAUUCAUAAUGCAGAAACUGGCUUUUCCACUGAGCAGAUCCAUGCUGGCAUUUAUUAUCCUCUGGUCUCUUCCCACCCAUUCUAACUUAAUCACCUCAAACAAAACCUUCUGUUGUAUUUUCCCUCACUUGUUUAUCUAGCUGCCCCUUAACUGUAUCUCCACUAUCUUCCUGAGCAGCACUUGAGGUAAUGAGUUCAACGUUCCAAGAACUCCAUGAGGCAAUAAUUUCAGUGCGGACUUCCGAAGAAACUUAUGAUUGGCUAUUUUAUAUUUCUGACUCCUGGUCUCAUCUGCACCAACGCCGCUAUCUCCUCAGCCCCAACAUAUAUACACACAUGCACGCGCGCGCACACAUAUUCUGACCUCAGUCAUGAGCCUACUAUGCAGUACCUUAUUAAUUAAGAACUUCUUGAGAUCCAUGUAUAUUAUGUCUGUUACAUUACCUAUAUCUAUUUUAAUUCAUAAAUAUUCAUUCACUUUUAUGAAACAAAACUUCUAAUUUUGGAAUCUGUACUUUAUAUUCUUUUGGUGUUUAUGUUUCUACAUGUUUUGCUAUUUGAAUAAGGAUUCCUUUAUCUUUCACACCACUAAUGUUAAAUGAGUUAACUUUGAGCCUGUUCUAUCUCCCCAUGUUUACAAACAACUGUCUGCCAGUUCUGUGACUCUGUUCCUUUCUUAUAAGUAAUUAGUUCUGAAUGUUCCCUAUUCUCAUUGGCAUUUAUUUGGACAUGAUUAGCUAAAAUUUAUCUCCUUCUAAGAGUAUUCUGCUUGUGACUGAGAGUAUGAAUGUUCAAAUCUGUUGCAUUCUGGAAAAAACUGAAAGAUUCCAUUAAACUAAACUUUGUUAGAACUUGUGACAGGCCAGAGGAAUGAAAGUCCUUCAUUUGUUCAGAAACGUAGUCAUUGUUCAUCCUCAGUUUCUACAAGCAUUAAGGGUGCUCACUGUCAUCUAGAUUGGGAUAUGGGUGCUUUUCCUGUUUAAGUAAUUGUGUGUUGAACUCUGGUAAUCUGCUAAGUAGUAUGAGUUCAAGCUCCGCAAUCCAUUUCCGUUUCCUGCCUCUCAGCAGUUUGUUGUAUUCCUUUACCAAGGGGGAGAAGAAAUUGCCUUUCCCGUUUCUCUUUUUUGUAAAGGUUUAGUCCUCUGUGAUUUCUGUUAUUGGAAAAAAAGUAGUUGCAGUGUUUGAAUUGCAAGAAAGUCACAUUAUUUAUAUUUUUACUUGCAAUGUUUGUUUAUGCUGUUUGCAUCUGCAUUAAUUUGAGGCUUCCUUCAGUUGAUUUGAUUUCCAUUCAAGUCUACUAUGUAACCUCGGGUACAAUACUGGUUCACAUAGACCUCUGAUCCUUUCCAGCAAUUGACUAUUGAUCUGUCUCAUGUCUGUCAUCAGGCACUGUUGCAUAAUGCUGUAAUGUGUGAAAAAGAAAUGUUCGGUGCAAGCCUAGAUCCAUCAUGUAUUGUUCGCUCAUAUUGGCAAGGUGCUAUCAGAGACUAGUGUUCUCCUACAAAACAAAGUGAAAACAGAAAUUGUUGUGAUAUGUAAAAACUGGGGAAGAAAUAAAAUACCCCACUUAAAGUUUUA